This is a messenger RNA of Didymosphaeria variabile, 4602 nucleotides long. RefSeq lists its product as uncharacterized. Gene Ontology annotation, cellular component: nucleus. The coding region runs from base 1 to 4602 and encodes 1533 amino acids. The transcript is spliced from 3 exons. The record is from RefSeq and is a predicted model, not a curated record. Lineage: Eukaryota; Fungi; Ascomycota; Dothideomycetes; Pleosporales; Didymosphaeriaceae. Gene Ontology annotation, molecular function: ATP binding; ubiquitin protein ligase activity; metal ion binding. Gene Ontology annotation, biological process: protein polyubiquitination; DNA damage response.
AUGGCGCGCGUGUCGGCUUCAGUCAGUCUCUGCGACUGUAAUAUUACUCGCGAAGAGAAGAGCAUACCGUAUUCUGGACCUGACGCAUUCCGCGCAUUUCAGAGCGUGUUCCGACCGGUGUCGGGCCCGCCGCCCCGUCAUUCCGAAAACGAAGGACGCGCGAAGAAGCGGCGCAAGCUGACCAACGGCUAUUCCGCAGAUACAGUAGAGACUUUCGAUCCGAACCAGAGCGCCGUGCUUGCAAGAGUUACAUUAGACUUGGUCCCUUCCGACACUCAGAGUUCACCUUCACUUACACUUACGAACAAUCCGCGCGCCGCGAUCCCGCUACAACUAGAAUCAUUCUCGCGGCAAGACAAAAACCGGAUAACCUUCUCAGCGUUCGAUCCAGCCUCCUCAACCACCAUCGGUUUCGUUGCCAGCGCCGCCCCCGUAGUGAUCGAAUCACUUGCGACACAUCUUGACACCGCGGCAUCGGUUGGCGCAGAAUGGGCGAAGUCUUCACCAAGCUCAAGGAACGAUUACAUUCCCUUCUGCCGUUGCAUUCUCUCGGCCCCAACGCCCGGCCAACAGGCGCCACGGUUAGAGGUUGAGCUGCGGUGGCCCUUUGGUGUUUCGCUGGUCAGCACGUGGAGGGCAAGAUCCCAGCAUCGUGCAAACCUAAAGAUUCUGUCAACCUAUUUCCCGAACACUUCAGUAGACGACAAGUCACCGUGGACACUAUCCGACUUCUACGAUGCUGUUCACGUCCCGCCGCAAGGUUGCGACAUUUCAACUCGCAUCGCAGACAGCUUGCCAUCGACUGACCUAUACCCAUACCAACAACGAUCGGUACACUGGAUGUUGCAACGGGAGGGCGUGUUUCCAAAGCAAGAAAACAAUGUAUUUCCGGUGUCAUUUUCACCCGCUCAGGAUUGCACGGGCAAAAAAUGCUACGUCAGCAGUGUCCGUGGCAUGGUGAUAGCUGACUUGAAUCGGGAUUGGGACUCGACCGGACUCCACGGAGGAAUACUUGCCGAAGAGAUGGGUCUGGGAAAGAGCGUUGAGCUGAUCUCGCUCAUGUGUCUCAAUAAGCGAGACAUUCCCAAGGAAGACAUACACGACCCAUACCUCAACAAGUUUGUCAAGGCUUCGGGUGCUACUUUGAUCAUCACACCACCUUCCAUUCUCGAGCAAUGGAGAACCGAAAUUAAUAGGCAUGCGCCUCAUCUCAAGGUCUACCAUUACAAGGGCGCGGGUCGGCAUGAUAUCGCGAAGGCUGAGCUGAACGAGGCUACCGUGGAGCACCUGCUCCAAUUUGACGUUGUGUUGACUAGCUACAACGUACUCUCCAAAGAACUGCAUCACGCCAAACCUCCACCUGAUCGCUCAUUACGACACAAGAAAGUCCACGAACGUCGAAACAGUCCGCUGGUCGACAUAUCGUGGUGGAGGGUAUGCCUUGAUGAAGCCCAGAUGGUGGAGAGCGGCGUUAGCCAAGCUGCUACCGUCGCUCGUAGGAUACCCCGUUGUAACGUAUGGGCUGUAUCUGGUACUCCACUUCGGAACAACGUCACUGAUCUCGUUGGCUUACUCGUCUUCUUACGCUGCGAGCCGUUUGCCAGCACCAAAAAUCUCUUCGCACGCUUGGACAAAGCUUCUUUCCGCGAUUUGAUCUCUCGCAUGGCCCUGCGACACACGAAGGACCAGAUUCGUGGUGAUCUUGACAUACCUCCACAGAAACGUGUCGUUAUUACUGUGCCUUUCACCGAGAUCGAAGAGGAGUACUACAAAGACAUGUUCCGUCAGAUGUGUGAUGCAUGCUUCCUGACCCCUGACGGUACUCCUACCCGCGAUGACCGAGGCCUUGAUCAUCCCGAAACUAUCGAGAGGAUGCGCGACUGGCUGGUGCGUUUGCGGCAGACUUGCCUCCACAGCCACGUGGGCGAAAAGAACAGGAAAGCUUUCGGCUCGAAGAAUCGAUCUCUUCGCACAGUCCAAGAAGUGCUCCAAGCAAUGAUCGACCAGAAUGACACGAAGCUCAAAGCGGAAGCUAGAGAGAUGAUUUUAGCCCAAAUGAGGCGCGGUCAUAUCUACUCCUUUGCCAAGGAUCUCGAUAAUCCCUACGACAUGGCCAUCUCGUUGUACAAAGAAGCGCUACAGACUACCUUCGACUAUGUCAAGUCGGGUCGAGAAGAGAUCCAAGCGGAAACGGAUCAAUUACAGCUGACUAGCCCAGAAGGUGCAUCAGAGCACGAUGGAUCUGAUGGCGAAGAUGACAAAGACGAAACAAGCGCCAAAUUCGCUCGCAUUACGACUCUUCGCAGGUCACUCCGGUCCUUCCUUGAGCUUGAGCACGCGUGCUAUUUCUUCAUUGGUAACAUGCAUUUUCAAAAGAAGGAGAAUGUUGCACUAACAGUGCCUGAAUCGGAUGACUUCAAUCUACUGGAGAAUCUCGAGAAGGAAUGGUACGAUAAAGCUCGAACGAUACGUCAAGAGCUCCUGAAGGAAACCGAGGCUCGCACUCAGCGACAGAUGCGGAAGAUCAAGGAUUUGAGGAACCAGCAUCAGGAAAUAGAACUACCUGAAAUCGAAGAUCUUGGCGGCAUCGAAAGCAGCAGCGUGCUUGAGAAGCUGGAUGUCAUCAGCGAAGUCAUCAACCUCCAGAGCGCGAAAUUGAAGGAGUGGCGGAACAAGAUCAUUGAGAUUCUAACCAUGCCACUUGUCGAUAACGACGAUGAGAAGGAAAUCACUGGUGAAGAAUACGAAACUUCCCUCAAGGUUCAAGACGAGCUCUACGUCUACAUCCAAGCCUUUCGCACCAUUGUCGCCGACAUGAUGACCGCAGUGCACGGAACAGAGGAUACCCUUGUCAUCCACGAGAUGGACCAAGCGAUCAAAGCGGCCAAGGAUGAGGACAUCACUAGACGUGGGCACGCUCCCGAGCUUCUCCUCAAGCUCGCUCAAGAACGUGGACAGUUGCGUGCGAAGUCCCAGCACGGAUCGCUCAAGGGUGUUGUAGCCUCCGCUCGCCAGGUGAUUACAUCACUUCAAUACCGAGCUGAUACCGCAGAUAAACGAGCCUCAGCAGAGCUGGCCAUUACCCAGAAGUACUUCGCACAGAUACAAGAGAUGUUCUCGGCAAAGAAUGAGCUCACCGCCGAGCUAGAGAAGGAACAAGAGCAGUUUCGACUCACGAUGAACCUGCGUUUGGAAUUCUACCGCCAAGUCCAACAUAUCUCGGAGACUGUAGAAGACUAUAAAGACGAGAUGGACGAGACCUUCGAUGUUCGCGCAUUCAGGCGGGAGACUGGCCUGUUAGAAGUCAGGAAACAGAAGAUUCAGGGCUUCAAGGUUCGACAGACCUACCUACACAAUCUCCGAGUCAGUGCCAUUCAGCCGCAGGGCGAGAGACGGUGUGAUGUCUGCUUUGACCCUUACGACCUCGGAGUACUGACCACUUGCGGUCACAAGUACUGCCGGGAUUGCAUGUUCACAUGGUGGAAGGUUAACCACAAUUGUCCUGAAUGUAGGACUAAACUUACGCGCGCCGAUAUGAAGGAGAUCACGUACAACAACAACGCCGUUACGGCGCAAGAAGAAGAUCACGAGUCAGCAGCAACACCAUCGCCAGCCUCUAGCUCAUCUGAGCGCACAUCAAUCUAUUCUGGUAUUCGUAAUUCCGAUAUGAAUGAGAUCAAGACGGUCAAGCUCGACGACUCGUACGGAUCAAAGGUUGACAUGAUGGCGAGGCAUCUGCUCUGGAUUCGGAACAACGACCCAGGGGCAAAAAGCAUCAUCUACUCUCAAUUCGCCGAUUUUCUGCAAGUUCUACGCUUAGCACUGAAGAGGUUCAAGAUCGGAGUCAGCGGAAUCCGCGACAAGAACGGUAUUGAGAAAUUCAAAAAGGACCCUGCAGUCGAGUGUUUCCUACUGGAUGCGAAGUCCAAUUCAUCGGGGCUCAAUCUUGUCAACGCGACAUAUGUUUUCCUUUGCGAGCCACUCAUCAACCCGGCUUUAGAACUGCAGGCCAUCGCCCGAGUGCACCGAAUCGGACAGAAGCGUGCUACAACGGUAUUCAUGUACAUCGUUGGCAACACCGUCGAAGAAGCUAUCUACGACAUCUCCGUCAAGCGUCGCCUAGAACACAUAGGUCGCGAUGCUGGAUCUCGCUCUGGCUCAGCGACGCCUGCCGUGAACGAUCAAGCCAUCGAGCGCAACUUGGAUGUUGCUAAUUCCGAGGAGAUCAAGACGGCAUCCCUUAGCAAGUUAGUGCGCGAAGGGAACCAAGGCGAGGUCGUUGUCGAGGACGAUCUCUGGAAGUGUCUAUUUGGAAAGCCGAGGAAUACAUCUAAUGCCAAUGAGCACGCAGUCGCAGUAUCAGAAGAGGAGAGGAGGAGGCUUGAGACUCGGGUGCGUAGGGAGCAAUUCCUUCAGCAGGUCGAGGCUGCGAAUACGCCUGGAGCGAGCGUGGCUCAGAUCGUUCUGCAGAUUGCUGAUGACAGAGCUGCGGUGGAAGCGGCGGUGGCGAGCGGCGAUGUGGAAGAGUUGCGAGGACUGCUGGGGAGACGAGAGAGGGAUGAGGAUGCAGUCGCGUUGGCUCGCGAGAACAGCGUGGAUUGA